ACUUUCAACAUUUCUGCAAAGCUAGAGAAGGUAUCUUCUAAUUUAAGUUUAUUUAAGAAUUGUCUAUUGUGUAAUAUACUAUCAACAGGAGGUCAAUUUUAAAGGAAUGCUACUGAUAGCCUGAAAGACUGUGGAAAAGAAAUUCUUUUUCCCCCUUACACACUGAUAGUUCUUAUAUUUUCAUUCCUGCAAUUCUUAUAUAUUUAUAUAUAAACAAUCAUUGGAUUAGCAGCAAGAGAGUUGAAAAUGGCAGAAGUUGGGAAUGACUGCUAUUUCUUUUUUAAUUCCACAUGCAUAAAGGGUUCCCAGUGCCGAUUUCGACACUGUGAAGAAGCCCUUGGCAGUGACACUGUGUGCUCAUUAUGGAGAGAGAGAAAAUGUUUAGAUCCACUUUGCAGAUUUAGACACAUGGAAAUGCAGCAAAAUUGCAGCAUUUCAUGUUUUUGGGAAACUCAGCCUCUUGGUUGUGUGAAGAUCAGUUGUAUCUUUUAUCACAGCAAACCUCGAAAUAUCAAUGGAUUAUUUUUGCCACCAAGUAGCAAUACCACACUACAGAAAGAAAGUCAGGAAGGAAUUCCACCCGUGAACCACAGUCAGGAACCUCUGAAACCUCAGGAUAACAUAACACGACCCAUUCAUCAUCCUUUAGUUUUAAAAACUAACUUUGAGGAUGAAGAGGAGGAAGGAGAGGAACAAAAUGAUGCUUCUAGUUUAUGGACAAAGACUCCUGAAGAAAUUGAAGAAAAAAGAGCAAUAAAGGAGAUGUGUUAUAAAUCUGGUGAAUACUAUAGAUUUCAUACUCCUCCAGAUAUUUCAUCAUCAAAAAGCAUAGCUCCUACAGUGGGAAAAGAGCUAGAAAAACCUUUGGAAAAUGGCAGUGGAUUGCAGGAAGGGGAUGGUCUUACAGUUCCAACAAAAUUUAGCCUAUUUGAAAGGCAAGGUGAGAUCAAAACAUCAUUGGAUAGGAAACCAAGGACUGACAUUGCUACUCUAGAAAAUGGAGGAGGUGACUGUUAUGUUCCACAAAGGAUCAUAUUUCUUGGAGUAGAUGAAAGUGAAGCUUUAAGUGAAGAGAAGGAAAUCACCACACCAAAAUGUUCAAAUAAUAAAGUGAAUGAUGUCCAGCCAGUGAGGAAGCCUCAUUUUAAAGGUGUGAAAAAAAGAAAAUGGAUUUAUGAUGAACCAAAGAACUUUCCUGGCUCUGGAAUGCRGAGAGCUGUACAGGUCCCAAAUCCCAAAAAUAAAAUGAGUUACCAUCAUAAUAAUAAAAACCGAAAUGCUGAGAAUUCAGCUUAUAUCCACGUGCAAAGAGAUGCUGUCAGGACUGUCCCACUGAAUGCACCGCCCCGCAGCAGACCCCCGAAUGGAUCCUACCAUAAASCUGAUGUUAACAAGGAACCCAAACUCAACCUCUGUUCAGGUGAGGCUCUUGACUGAUGUGGUUUACUGUGUCUGUGAUUGCAUUCCCAUGGAAUUUCCUGAUGGAUUGGCUAAUCCUCACUACUAUACCCCAUCCCCCUCUUCUUUUUCUGGGUUGUCAUCAUAACAUGUGAAGGAGAGGGAGGAUUUCUUCCCUGUGCAGUGAUGCACAUGAUUUAAAGGCUAUGGAAGAAAACUCACKUUGGGUGCAGAUGACUUGACAUGGUACCUCCCUGGAGUUAUGCCUCAGAACACUGUACUUUGUUCCCCCCGGACAGCUUCAUUUCACCAGGGGGGAUUGUUUUUUAAUGGUUGACAUUUUCUUGUUCCACUAACUGCAUUGUUCAGUUAUCACUGUCAGGCUAUUCUUUAGGCCUUCAUGAUUACUUUCUGAAAGGGUUACUUUGGGGGUUAACUGCAAUAUUGUUGACAACCUCUCAUCUCUCCCACCAUGCACAGAUUGCUUCUAAAUCAUUUCAUCAUGUAAUAGGCAAAGUCAUAGUGUAUGUCAGGAAGAACAAGGCCACAGGGGAUAGAGAACCAAAUCUGUCUCAGAGGAAUUUUGCUGUUUUGAAGUUGGGUUUCAUUUAUCUCAAUCUAACAAAAAAUGCCACUUAAMAUUCUUUAAUUUCAUGUUUCUGUCUUUCCAUGUUCACAGUGUCGUUGGUGAAGUUUCAAAUGUUAUAUACUUUCGAAAAUCUUAGACU
Urocitellus parryii (Arctic ground squirrel) is the source of this 2126-nucleotide messenger RNA. The record is from RefSeq and is a predicted model, not a curated record. Lineage: Eukaryota; Metazoa; Chordata; Mammalia; Rodentia; Sciuridae.